CCCAUAAACACGAUGACCGGUCUCUGACCCCUCCUACAACUUGGGCUGGCCCUCAAUUGCAAUCCUAGAUCCGAGCUGAUCACCUGAGAAGUGCUUCUCCGGGCUAUACUCUACCGUCGUCUCAAAUUUCUAGUAGUCUCAGUGAUUCAACCUUUUCUUAAAAUAGAACAAUUAAAAAAAAUCCUAAACCUGGAUUGUCAAGAGUUUUCGAAAAGGGGGUUUGUCGAUUCAACCUUUUCUUAUAAUUCAUUGCAGGUUUAUUCAGAGCCGAUACACGAGGUUGCGGGGGAGAAAAUCAAUGGGGAAGGAGGUUUACAGAAACCUUGUGAAAGCAGUGAAGAAACACAUCGGAAAGGAAGAGCACAAAGCCCAUUUCACCGAUUUUAUAAAAGAGGAGUUCAGGAACAGCAUCAAUACCGAAGCUGCUGCUGCUAAGAAGCGUAUUUCCAAUAAUCAUCAAGAGGAUAGGUUAAAGCUUGCCAAAGAUUACACCUUUCUCCUCAAUAGCGUUCACCAUCAAAAGAACUUGCUCUUUUCUUAUAAUAUCGCAGUCGAUAGGUCUGAUGAGAUGAAAAAAGUUUUGAGAAAAUCUGCUGCCAGCGUGGGACUCCAACUUCCUGAAGCUUACCAGCCAUGACAGCUAUUAGGUUCGUGCACAGAACUGGUGCAACAUGGUCAAUAACUGGUGAAGAAUCCCGGAACCCACCAGAGAUAUUCUAAUAUCCUGUUAAGCUAUUAUAUUAAGAGAACUAUGUUUAAUUUGGGAAAUUCUCUGAUGGGCAUAUUGGUUUGGAUAUUAAUAAUUUUUAAUCCCUCCAUAUUCAAAUAGUUUCUCCAGGCCUCCCUAAUAUUGUUUUUACAGUUUUUAGUAGGUUCAUUACUUUUCUUUUUUAUCCGUUUCUAAAUUUUUCACUCACUUUGUUUGAUGAAAACAAUGUGUUUGAUAUUGUU
Molecule: messenger RNA, 951 nt
Organism: Cuscuta epithymum
Lineage: Eukaryota; Viridiplantae; Streptophyta; Magnoliopsida; Solanales; Convolvulaceae
Source: the annotation of a GenBank genome assembly